This is a messenger RNA of Didymella exigua CBS 183.55, 2715 nucleotides long. RefSeq lists its product as uncharacterized. The record is from RefSeq and is a predicted model, not a curated record. The coding region runs from base 1 to 2715 and encodes 904 amino acids. The transcript has 2 exons. Gene Ontology annotation, biological process: regulation of DNA-templated transcription; DNA-templated transcription. Gene Ontology annotation, cellular component: nucleus. NCBI's taxonomy places the organism in Eukaryota, Fungi, Ascomycota, Dothideomycetes, Pleosporales, Didymellaceae. Gene Ontology annotation, molecular function: DNA-binding transcription factor activity, RNA polymerase II-specific; DNA binding; zinc ion binding.
AUGAGCCGUCCACCAAGCAUUCCCUCUCAUGGAGGGCCUCCAGCAUCCUACCAGCCGUACUCCACAUCAUACGGCGAGCAUCACCGCUCACGAGAGCUCAACGAGAGUCAGAACAACACUCGACUACCAAGUCUUCGCACACUUCUCGAGCCCGAGCUACUUGAGAAACCCUCUGAUCAUUCCUUGCGACAAGUCGCACCUCAUGCUACUCAUAAUGGUUCUCCGCCGUACGGGUCAUCUAGUCUGCAUCUGAAGCGGCGCCAUGAUUUCGACAGCUAUGUGCAGAGCCAGUUCGAGCGUAACACAGCAGCAUCUCAUGUGUCGUACGCACACCAGCCACCACCUCCUUUAUCCCACACGCAACAGCAGUCUACGACGCCCUCGACACCAGGCUCCGCAUUCAGUGCUGGCUCACUGGAGCAUCAACGUCAUGGGAGCUCCCAGUCUUUGCACGACAACGCAGCCGGUGUUACUUUUCGCCAAUUGUCAUCUACCUCUGAUGCUAUGACAGUCUUGUCCAGCCGUACUGUGUACGAUGAGACAGAAGAUCCAGCCAGGCCAGUCAGGAGACGCAUUGAUGUACUCUCGCGAGCCCCGGUCCGUGCAUCAAGAUGUAUCGCGCAACGCGAAAUGCCAGGCGAAGGCCUGUGUUACAUCUACGAAGACGGGACCUACUGCAGAGCCAUCAUUGACGGCGAGCCUGUCAACCCAUCGUGGGGUAUUACGAAAGCUGGGAAGCCUCGCAAACGACUAGCUCAGGCAUGCUUGACCUGCCGAGAGAAGAAGAUCAAGUGCGAACCUGGCUAUCCCAAGUGCCACCAAUGCGCCAAGUCUCAGAGAGUCUGCAGAGGGAGUAUGAACCAGCCCAAUCAAACAAGCCCACGCAAUGGAUCGAUGGAGGUAUCACCAUCAGCUCCAGCUGCUACGACUAUCAGAAGCUUUGCAUCUGAGUCUAUGAGUCCUUCGGUUAGCUCAGAAAACGUCAAUCGCAUUGCGGACCUGCGAGAGAACCUUAGAACAGCUGAUGCUCGUCACAACGGACUUCUUUUAAAGGCCCAAGACCCUCUUCCACCACCUCAUGUUGUAGGUGCCCGAGACAUGUCUGUCCAGUCCUACGAGUCUGACUGGAGGGGCUCGGCGAACAGCCGAGAGCACCAGGAUACGAGUGCUAGCUUAUACCAAGAUCACUUUGCGCUGCAAUGGGAGCAAGACCCUAGCGACUUGGACCCCAGGACAACGUACCAUAUUCUGGAGCUGUACUUCGCUCAUGCUGGACGCGCAACCUAUGGCAUGUUCCCCCGCAAAGCGUUUAUGACAUGGGCACAAUCUGGCCAAAGGAAGACUCAGGAUGACCGGAUGCUGUUGUACUCAGUACUCGCAAUGGGCUCACUAUUCUCGCCAGAUGGUGACGAAAGAUCACUUGGGAAGCGCUUCGCUGCCGUUGCUACAUACGCUGCAGAGAAGCGAUUUGGGAAGUUUAGUCUGCAGCUCUGUCAGAGUCGCCUACUUCUCGCACUUUAUUACUUCGCCCAAGGCAAAUCACAGGAAGCAUGGGACUUCUGUGGAAGUGGCCUGCGUGCACUAAGUGCGCUCAAGCUAAACACAGAGGAAGGAGUAAAGGAGUUAGUCGAUGGAGCACCCAAGUUUGAGUACGGCUUUGAUCGUCGGACUUUUGAAGAGUGCUGUCGGCGUACGUUUUGGUCUGGGUUCCUGAUGGAUGUAAGUCUGGACGUGACGCGACUAACUACCACCAUUGACCUAAUACAACAACAGCGUUACAAUGGUUUCUUCGGUGGAACACUGUUCGUUGUUAGCAUCGAGGAUGCUUUCGUGAAGCUCCCGUGCUUGGAGGCUGCCUACGAGUCUGGCACACCUUGCGAUACACCCUUUUUCAACUACGAACUCCUCAACCGCUUCGCACCCAAGACCCCUGUCCUUGGCCACAUGGCGUAUUUGUGUCUCAUAUCUGCCCUCUGGGGCGAUGUGCUGACCUUCACCGGACGUGCAGCUCGUCGCCCUGACACUGGCUACGAGCAACACUACGAGCCAUUCUAUACCAAGACGUACGAACGCUUGGAAGGCUGGCACGCUAUGCUACCCCCGAGCUUGCGCUAUUCUACACAAAACCUUGAGAGAAGCAUCACCGAGGGCACGGUUGGUACCUUCAUGUCGCUGCACGCGCUCUACCACGCCACUAUCAUUCGACUUAAUCGUCAGACUCGCAUCAACGCAAUGCCUACCGACAAGAUCAGUCGCAACAUCGACCAUGCGUUUAAGAACGCAUCGAAUUUCUUGUCCAUCAUGCACAGCUUGGCUCUCGUUAACCGGCAACGGCGCAUCGACACAUCAGAGUACUUCUUCUCUACCCCGUUCCCGGGCUAUGCGCUCAUGCUAUCGAUCGAUGUCCUAUCAGCUGCUGGCACUUCAACGACAUUGCCUAAGCUGAUCGAUACGGUGGACACUACCAUGUCUUGUAUCGAAGAGCUCGCCACUUUUUGGGCGUCAGCGCGCGCACAGCAAAAGGCUAUCUCUAAUCGUCUGCGCCAGCUCGCAGAUAUUGCUAUGGAACACAAGCACGGGGCCAACCACGGCCACUCAGAGCGGCACUGGCGGAUUGGCGAGAGUCUCGACGUAGCAUUCGGAAAGGACGAUGCUAUGUACAGGGCUGACGAGCGAGAGCUCUUUGAUGUUAUUACACAGCGCGCAGGACGCUAG